AUGUUAAACUCCCAACACAAUACGAUAAAAUUUACCGUAGAGAAGGAAGUAGAAGGGAGACUCCCCUUUCUCGAUCUGUUGAUCAGUAGAAAAGAAGACAGCACGUUGAAAUUCGGGAUCUACCGCAAGCCUACCUCCACCGACAGAUACAUCACUUCGGAUUCCAAUCACUUCGGUGCCCAGAAGCAAGCCGCUUUCCACUCUAUGGCACACCGGUUGUUCAACGUACCCAUGGCGAAGGAAGAGUUUGAAGAAGAGAAAGACCGUAUUUAUUCAGCAGCCGAAGUAAAUGGGUACGACAAGCCUUUUGUGGAUAAAAUCAUCCGAAAACAUAAGCGAAAAACACAGCGCAACAGUAUAACUACCCUACAGCCGGACACCAAAGAAGUAAAAAGAGUCAGCCUGCCAUUCUACCCGAAAAUAACGAACCCCAUAAAAACCACACUUCAUCGACAAGGGUUACACGUUGUUCACAAAAGCGAGAACACUCUGCGUGACCUGCUUUGCAACCUCAAAGACAAGGUUCCACCUGACGAGCAGUUUGGCAUAUACCAGAUUCCCUGCAAAGACUGUCCGGUGGUUUACAUUGGACAAACCCGCCGAAAAGUCAAAGUCCGCAUAAGGGAACAUAAGAACGCCGUGGUGUCUAAGAAGAGCAACGAAUCGAGCGUGGCGGCUCAUACGGUGGAAACCGACCACGAAAUAGAUUGGGGAAUUCAACCAACUUCAACCCGUUUUCUUUCGCGUCUCACCGACACCGAAACCGUGAUGCUGUUUCGCAAUCGAAACCCGCCAGCCCCCUGCCGUACGCAGCAGAACAAACGAGACGACCCGUGUCCCGCGCGUUCGGUCAACGACGACGACGACGGCUACGAGACCACGGUGAGAAAGAAGUGA
Messenger RNA from Aedes albopictus (Asian tiger mosquito), 897 nucleotides. RefSeq lists its product as uncharacterized. Lineage: Eukaryota; Metazoa; Arthropoda; Insecta; Diptera; Culicidae. The coding region runs from base 1 to 897 and encodes 298 amino acids. The transcript has 2 exons. The record is from RefSeq and is a predicted model, not a curated record.